AUGGUGCAGUGGCGGUGCUCCCUCUGCUUCGCCGUCGUCGCGGCCUCCGUCGCCGCGUCCCUCGGCGCGAUCAUCCGGAAGAACUGGCAACGUACCACGUCGUCGUCGUCGUCGACCAGUGACCCACCGCCCGAGGACGGCAUCGGUGCUCUGUGGAGGAGCUGCUGGCCCGGGGUGCGCCCGGCGUGGCUGCUGGCGUUCAGAGCCACGGCCGUGGUCGCGCUGGCCGCCGUUCUGCUGUGGGACCUGCGGACCUACGACCCCAGCAUCAUGAUGUACUACACGGAGUGGACGCUCUUGCUAGAGAUCGCCUAUUUCGCGGUUGCCACGCUCUGUUCCGCGCACGGGUGGCUGAAGUAUUAUUCAGGGAGUCGCGCGAACCAACCCGAGAGCAACGCCGGAUUGCUCUGCCGCAGCCGUGCCGACGAGCCUGACGGCGGUGCUGGGGAGAGCGCUGGGCGAUUGAGACACUUCAUGCAAAUUGUCUACCAGGUCAGCGCCGGCGCGGUUGUGCUGACGGAUGUGGUCUUCUGGGGCCUGAUAGUACCGUUCAUGUCAUCAGCGCAUUUCAGUCUUAAUGCAGUGAUGGGAUGCAUACACUCUUUCAACCUUGUCUUCCUACUGAUAGAGACGGCUCUUAACACCUUGGCCUUCCUAUGGUUCAGAAUAGCAUACUUCAUUCUAUGGACUUGCUUGUACGUGAUUGCCCAGUGGAUCGCGCAUGCGUGUGGCUUGAUAUGGUGGCCUUACCCUUUUCUCAGUCCCGCAUCUUCCUGGGCACCGCUGUGGUAUUUCGCCAUGGCAUUGCUUCAUUUCCCAUGCUACCUUGUUUAUUGGUGGAUUGUUAGGGAAAAGAGUAGCUGCCUCCACAAACUAUCAGAUUGUAAUUAG
This is a messenger RNA of Phragmites australis (common reed), 891 nucleotides long. RefSeq lists its product as uncharacterized. Gene Ontology annotation, cellular component: membrane. The record is from RefSeq and is a predicted model, not a curated record. The coding region runs from base 1 to 891 and encodes 296 amino acids. The transcript has 8 exons. Lineage: Eukaryota; Viridiplantae; Streptophyta; Magnoliopsida; Poales; Poaceae.